Messenger RNA from Penaeus chinensis, 3982 nucleotides. RefSeq lists its product as uncharacterized. Gene Ontology annotation, cellular component: nucleus. Bases 2391 to 3899 code for a protein of 502 amino acids. The record is from RefSeq and is a predicted model, not a curated record. The transcript has 8 exons. Gene Ontology annotation, biological process: regulation of transcription by RNA polymerase II. NCBI's taxonomy places the organism in Eukaryota, Metazoa, Arthropoda, Malacostraca, Decapoda, Penaeidae. Gene Ontology annotation, molecular function: protein binding.
UGAUAGAUGUUGAGGGGACUUGGGCCAUAGUUAGGCCUCUGUGCCCCUGUGGGUUCAGCUGCAUUACCAUGUAUCCAUUCUGUAUAUUUUUUUUAAUAUUCUUUUUACGGGUACUGUUGCGCAACUUUUUUUAUGAUCAACUAGGGAAGGAAAUGCAAUAGAAGUAGGGUCUGAAAUUUUGUCUUUCUGUUCAUUACAGACAAACUUAACCAUGUACCAUAUGGCUUUGCUAAACUGAAACUAUCUCACGAUUUCCCAUGUUGUCUCCUCAUCAUCCCCAAUGCAGAACACAAUGCCACCAUCCAUACCCACACCAAAUCCCAUAUCACUGUGGACUUUCCCACCCACAACCACAACCAUCAAUGUCGUUACCAUGGUUGUGACUACACAGACAUUCAUGGGAUUACUACCCACACCACCACCACCAUGCACCUUCUGCAAAUCCUGAAACAUACCUCAAGUCUGAGCAUGAACAUGGAGGUCAUAGCAUCAGUUCAUUUAGUCCUAUUAUUUAUUUUAUCUUCUUGAACUGAGGACUGCAUCUUGCUUGACAAAAUAGUCUACAAGCUUAUAAUGGUUUGUUGUCCUUUUCCCUGCGUGCCAAAUGCAUGGAGGCUUGGCACAGGUACAAAUCACUGAAUGUAUGAUUAAGUGAUUUUGGUUAUACCUUCACUUUCUGCAUAUUUUUUUUUAUAUAAUACUAUCAUACACUUUACUUAGGAAAUAUGAUGCUUAUAUUGUAGUUUUGCACACAGAAUGCACUAUUGUGUUUCUUGGAUAAGUAACACUUCAAUAGGCUAAUUUAAAUAGGCCUAUCCUAAAAGCUGUUUCCAAAGACCAGCAAACAUGUAUGAAACAAGGAAUCACUGAAAAACAUUAGAUUUCAAAUAAAAAAUAUUUCCUUGUGCCAUAAAAGAGGAAUGCACAAAGAGAAAAUUAUAAGGAGACGGUUUAAGUAAUGAACAAAUUUCUUUUCUAUUAAUCAUACAGUUGAAUUGUCCAUAAAUUGCAAGUUUGAAAGUAUCCAGUAAUUGUUUAGAAUUGGACCACAUGGAACAAUACUAUAUAAAAAUAAUAAGUUCAUUUUAGUCAAUUAUCAAAAAAUAAAUAAAUAGAUAAAUAAUAACAAUUUAGGAAGAUUGUUUUUAACUAAAUUUGAAGGGUUAGGAUUGAGCUAUCUUGUUGAUUGUAAAAUGUUCAUGCAAUUAAAAAUGCAACAACAAAAAGUUAAAAUUAGCUAUAGAAAAAAUGUAUCACAUUUUAUGAUGCUAAUAAAGAGAUACAUUUUAUCAUUUAUGAGAAAAGAAAAAAAAAGUUUCCUGCUAUUGAUACAAUUCCUUUUUUUCUUUCUUAAAUUAACCCUUUACCAGGCACUAAUAGAAAUACAGUGAAAUUUAAGAAUUCAGUUACAGAAAAUAAAAUUAGAACCUAUUAAAAGACAUAUUUAUUUGUGCUACUUUAUUUUAGAAUGUCCUCUUUUCAUGGUAGACAAAGUGACCAAAACCAAUAAACUUGUGAGAAAGCACAGCAAAAUUUGUAUAAAGGCAGUGCUUAAAAUAAUGAACUUUCCAGUCUAAUGUAACAUAUUUGUCUUAUUAAUAUCUAAAUCAUUAUACAAGUUCAGGGAUAAAUAAGCACAUACAAAUAAAUUACAGUUUUCCUUUACUCACAUUUCUAUACAAAAAAUAAAUAUACAUAUAGUUUUGUGUGUGUGUGCUUAAAUGCAUGCAUGCAAUCGUGUGUGUGUGUGUAUGCAUUUAUGUGUGUAUUGUAAACCAAGAACAUUUAUAAUUAAUUAUUUUAUGAAUUAUUAUCUCUUUAUCAACCAAGAAAAGCACUCCUUUACGCCCGUAAAUUGACCAAUUACCGCGCGGGUUACAAAUCGACCCAAACGAUCACGUGCGUUUUUCCGGAACAGCUGAUUCGAUGUAAACAAAGAGCGCCGCGGAGACACUUCAAGGGCCGGUCACGUUAAUCUAUUUUUUCCAGGGAUCCCUUUUAACAGAGCUGGAUGCUUCCCAGCUGUAAAGGGGCCGGUCACAUUAAUCUAUUCGGUUCAGGGUUUAUCCCUUUACAGCGCUGGAUGUUUCCCUAGCUGUACCCGGAUCCGAGGUGAAAAUCCCUCCACAGCACGAGAAACGCUACGUCGGUAUUUCGUCCCUGCUUAGAGCUGAAAAACUUUGCCGGAACACAGACUAUAAUAUAACCACUUGUAAACUCACUACUUAGAAUCUUAAAACAAUGAUUAUAUAUCAUAAUAGAAACAGAAUUUAUUACUGAAGACAGAUAUAUUGCAUCGAACAAUGGUGUCUCAAUAAAUAUUUAUAGAGAGUUCAGAUAAACGUUCAUUUGACGAGCAUAACCAUCACCCCACUCGACACGCCAGGAACAUGGAGCUCUCCUCGCAAGUUAUUUACGCCUUGUUGGAGAAAGUGAGAGCCAAAGAGCCACUGUGGAACACUACUCACAAGGAUUAUAAAAGCAGGAAUCUGAAAAGAACAUUAAUGGAUGAAAUAAGCAAGGAACUCCGUCGUGAAUACCCGAGCUACGCGCAUCAGCUCUCCACAGAAUAUUGCAUGAACAGAUUUCAGUAUCUGAGAAGCAACUUUCAAAAGCAGCUAAGAAAAUUUCGAAACACGCCUAUUGGCCCCUGUGGCGAGGGAGCAUCUAAAUGGGAGUUUUUUUCCGCGUGCGCAUUCCUGCAGCCGAUUUAUGAGAUAAAUACCGACACACCUAGCUUUGAAAUUCAUCAGGACAAUAUGAAGCCCAUGAGCAAGAAGAGAAAGAUAGAUGGUGAUGAUUCAUCAGCAGCAAGCACCAGCAAGCAGGACCAUGUACUGAAGAGUAUGCCAUUGAUGCACAAGAGACCAGAGGCUGCUACCACUCCCUUCUCGACUCGUAGUCGUUUGCAUGACGGCCAGCCAGGGGUAACUGCAAAAACAAAAAACAAAUUAACACCAGAGAUCCAACACAGCAAACACCAGACUCUAAUCCUAAAGGGCCUGCUAGAAGAUGUAACCUUUGCGGAUGUGACACUAACAGCUGAAGGGAAGUCAUUAAAGGCACACAAGGCAGUGCUGUCAGCCAUGAGUCCCUACUUCAAAAAAGUGUUGCAGAAUAACCCUAGUCCACACCCCAUUAUCAUCAUGCCGCUCGACAUGCAGUUUGAGGAUCUCAAAGGAAUAAUAGAUUACAUUUAUAUGGGUGAGAUAGUUGUGCCAACUGAGAAUCUAUCCUCGCUCUUUAAAGCUGGUCGUGUUCUUCAGGUUUCCGGGCUAACAACAGUAGAUACUGUAGGUGUAAAGGCACCUAAUGCACCGUUAUUUGAUAAUGAUCAGUCAGUACAUAAGGAUCCCAGUGGAGCAACUUUAUCAAUGGAAACCAACCAGGGGAGUGAAAUAAGACUAGAUACAAGCAGAAAUGAGGAUGCCAGUAAUCUGCAGUCAUCUAAUGGAUCUAGAAAAAGCAAAGGAUCAUCUGCAGCUGUGGAAGAUGUAUCAGAAAGGCAGAAACACAAAGAUAAAGGGGCAAACAGUACAAUAGUUACUGUGGAGGCUGCUGAACCAUCGGAUAACAGAAACCAGAAGAGACCGGAAACUGUAGACUCACCAGAGACAGAAUCCUUUGAAAAGGGUCCAGCUCAGCCACUACAGGCCAAAGGAAGCUGUACAGUUAUAUCAUAUGAUGACAGUUCAAAGUGUAUGUUUAUGACCGAUGAAGAAACUAUGUCGAGUGACUUUGAUUAUAAAUAUUUUGAGGAACAAGAAGAGGAAUUAGAUCCACUUCAGAUUCAUAGCCAUGGAAGUGAUGACUCUUUUCAUCAGUCUGCAAACAUAUCUAAUGGACAACAGUGUGACUCCAUAAACUUUGUGACAGUUAAAGAAGAACUUGAAGACUAAAACUAGAAAAAAAAAAUCUCUCUCUCUCUCUCUCUCUCUCUCUCUCUCUCUCUCUCUCUCUCUCUCUCUCUCUCUCUCUCUCU